This is a messenger RNA of Ostrinia furnacalis (Asian corn borer), 2024 nucleotides long. Its product is annotated as LMBR1 domain-containing protein 2 homolog. The coding region runs from base 450 to 2024 and encodes 524 amino acids. The record is from RefSeq and is a predicted model, not a curated record. Lineage: Eukaryota; Metazoa; Arthropoda; Insecta; Lepidoptera; Crambidae. The transcript is spliced from 8 exons. Gene Ontology annotation, cellular component: membrane.
UUGAUUCACAAUAUUUGAGGUUUCACGAUAAUGAAAAUGAAUUUGUGAUUUGGUUGGUUGGAUUUGGUGAUUUACAAAUAAAUGUAGAAUUUAUUUGAUUCCAAGACUUGCCAUAUUAAAUAGUUUACCUUAACGCGGCUUAAAAUCAAGUGCAAACACGAAAAUGAUUGUGCGGCUAUCAUUGUGUUCAUAAGAUGUCUGCAGCGAAGGGGUUUAGCAACAAUAGUAUUGAAUUCGAUCCAAUUUUGCCUGAUACAGGACUUUUGUUCUACGAAGAAUGCCCACGAGAGUUUGAAAUAGAGAGACCGCGGUUAUUACCAUUGAAAUCGCCUACCCAGAUACGUUUUGAGCAGCUACAACACGAAGCAGCUAGAGUUUGGAGAGAGAAACAAAAAACAGCGAAGAAAAAUUAACUUUAUGCCGUAAAAUUUGUUUUGAAAACAGUAAAAAUGGUGUACACAUUGUUUGUAAUAGAACUGGUGUCAGCAUUUGUCCUAGCGGCAACGUUGUUGUACAGAUAUGGAGACUGUUACAGGAACCACUUGAUAGUGACAGUGUCGGUGCUGACAGCGUGGUACUUUUCAUUCGUUAUUAUGUUCAUCUUGCCUCUAGAUGUGACAUCGACUGUCUACCAACAAUGUAUAUUAAAUGACAACACAACGACUGCUAAAGCAGAACAACUUCUAGUCGGCAAUGCGACAACCACCGCAGCACCUCCGAGCAGUCACUGUCAGCAGCCUUGGAGUAAUGUACCGAAAAGCGUAUUCCCUAAUUUAUGGAGAGUCGUAUACUGGACUUCACAAUGCUUGACAUGGCUUAUAAUGCCAAUGAUGCAGUCGUACAGUAAAGCCGGAGACUUUACAGUGAAGGGUAAACUUAAAUCCGCCCUAGUAGACAAUGCAAUCUACUAUGGCUCAUACUUGUUGAUUUGUGGGAUCCUUCUUAUAUAUUUGGCUUUCCAAAACGAUGGCAUAGACGGCCCUAAGAUAAAAGCCAUUGCAUCAUCGGCCAGUAACACAUGGGGACUGUUUCUGCUGAUCCUUCUACUGGGAUAUGCUUUAGUAGAAGUGCCAAGGAACUUAUGGAACAAUUCGAAAAAGAAUUACUCUUUGACGUACAGCUACUUCAAGAUAGCCAAGUUGAGCACUGAUAAGUGUGAAGCUGAGGAAACUGUGGAUGAAAUUUUAGAUAGUCUGCAAGCAGCUCAGACAGCCAUCAGCACAGGGCACCCAUUACACAGGCAUGUGGAGACAAUAGUUCAGAAGUUGCCUAUUCAGCUGCGAGACCGACUGAACUCCAGAGCCGCGCCCUAUAGGCCGGCGGCGCCGUCUUUUAAGUCACUUAUCAACUUGCAUAAGAAGACGAUCAAAGCCCUUCACGUGCUCCAACGCACGGAGACACAAUGGGGCAUGAUGCUGGAGCGUAUCUUCCACCUCGAAGAUGUGGCGGCCAACCUCCGCUCGCCCGAUAAGCGCUUCCAGCACACCUUCCAUACGCCACGGCCGCGGCUGCAGAGACUAGUAUACCCACCUAUCAUCGAAUGGUACUGGGAGUGUUUCCUGCGCCAGUACUUCCUCAAGUCGAUGGCGGUGGUGACGGGCGUCAUGUCGUUGGCCAUCAUCUGGUCGGAGAUGACGUUCUUCUCGGAGAAGCCAGUGCUGUCCAUAUUCGCGCACAUAGUAUCAGCUGCAACCAGCCAGUACAAUUAUGCUGCUAUCUUGUCGAUAUCGACCAUCAUAAUAUGCUACAUGUUCUACUGUGCCUUCUCAACCGUGCUGAAGAUCCGUUUCCUAAACCUGUACUACUUAGCGCCUCAUCACCAGACCAACGAGUACAGUCUGAUAUUCUCGGGAAUGAUGGCGUGUCGACUUACCCCCGCUAUGUGCCUGAAUUUCCUGAGCUUGGUGCACAUGGAUGCUAGGUUCAGGGCCGAACAGAAGGAGAAGAUUGUGGAAACCGCUUACACUAAGGUCGAUAGUUCAGGGUUUGCUUUUGUAAUUUAUGAAAACUUACAAAACAAAUAA